AUGUUAGCUCCCACUGCUAGUCUCUCAUACUUGGCUGCCAUUGAAGAUGAGCCAGGGGAACCAGCUCCCACUGCUAGAGUCUCAUACUCAGCUACUGUUGAAGAUGAGCCAGAUGAACCACACGAAGGUGAUAAGACUGAUGGCAUGGCACAUGUAUCUGAUGGGAAAGACUCAGUGCUUUUCAAUACAACCAGUCAGAAAUUUGCAUUGGGUGGUCGGGUCACCAACUGGGUGUCUGGUGUUGAGCUGGCAAAGGGAAAAUCAGAACAUCCAAAACUGGCAUCGGCAUCUGCAUCAACAACUUCUGAUGCACAGGUCCUGACUCAGAAGCCUGCAGUUCCUGCCAAAAUUCUAGAUGCAGAUGAUGCCCUCAUAGGCAGCUUCACAGAUGACAUUGAUGAUACCCUGGAGUGUGAGGCUGCUAUUGUGCAAGGCAAGGAAAAAUUGAAGGUAGCCUCAAUAUUUGAAGAUGACUUGGACUUUGAGGCAAAGGCAACUUCUGUGCAAGUACCAUCAAGAGUGUGUGACUUGGCUGAUGAUUCAGUGGCCUCAUUCACUGAGCAGGAACAGUUCUUGCUGGAGCCCAAACCUCCAUUCACACAGGUUGACACUCACUGGACCCUCAAGUGCAAAACUGCGGUUGAUGACACUUUAGAUGAUGAUGAGGUGUCUGAGUGGUCCAUGGAUGUUGAUGGCCCCACUUUUGAGGACCUGGUCAUGAUUUCUGAUGAAGAUUCACAGCCUGAACCUGUGGUGCUAAAGAAGAAGAAGAUUCAGUGCACAACAUCAUCAACAUCUGUAUCCGUUGCUUCUGUUGCUGACAGCAAACCACCUGCUCUCAAGAAGGCCAAGAUCAAAUCAUCCACUAAAUGUGCCCACAACACUCCUGCUAUCAAACACCCACUGAAUGUAGACACUGUGCCAGAUUGCAUGAAGUCUUGUAGCACCUAUCAUAAUGUCAACUUACCUGCUAUGAUGCAGGCAGACCAGCACUGGACAAAGAAGUAUCUACCUACCAUCAUGUUGUGGGCUAGGAGUUAUGAGGAUAUCUGGACUAUCCCAGAUGAUGUCCUUCUCCUUCAUGCCCAGCUCAUUUUUAAUGCAGUAUACAAGGAACUUAACAUCAUUAUCAUUCAUGGCGGUGUGAUACACUCCCUGACAGCACAGCGUAUAUCUGAAUGGCACAGCAAUUUCAGCUCUACAGGCAUAGUUAUCAUCCUGGACUUUUUGACACAAAAUUCCGACUGCAAUCCCACUGAACUUGCCAAGUCUUUAGUCACAAACUAUGCAUUCUUGUUUGAAAAUCCUGACAAGCCAAAUCCCCUCACAGUGAGCUGCUCUCCUUUUGUUUUACAGCUGUUGGGUACUGCACAUCUCAAUGCUAUCAAUGGGUAUGUGGAGGUUCCCAAACUCAAUACACAUGGACUCACAAUGUGUGGGAUGUCAGGUGUUAUUUCCCUUUCUGCUGCAGCAAUUGAGCGCACCCUCAAUAUGUUCGCCCAGAAGCAUUUGAAUGUCAAGGAGGUCUUAGUGGCUGGCUCAGGUAAACUCACUAUUAAGCUACCAAAGGUCAUCAACAAAAUGACUGGGAAGAUGACCAACACUCCAUUCCUAUUUUUAGGGGCUCACUGGACUAAAGCAAUGAAGUCGUUCACCAAGUCUCUCUCAAAAAAGCCUGUGGGAUACAUAGAGACAAUGAUACAGAUGGUGCAUGCCUGUACUGCAUUGAAUGAUGUGACAGAUACACCCCAGGGCUCAUUUGAUGAGGAGGACUCUGAUGAUGAUGAGCAUGCUAUGCUUUGUAAUUCUUAUCAUUCAUGUUUCAUCUCACUGACAUCCACAACCUCAGGAUUUGUCUAUUUGUUGCAUCUGCACAAUUUCCACUAUCCUACAUCUGACAAACUCUGGCUGUCACUACAGGCUGUCAUCUUCAAGUUGUUUUGCCAUCAUUUUUAA
Messenger RNA from Suillus subaureus, 1956 nucleotides. RefSeq lists its product as uncharacterized. The coding region runs from base 1 to 1956 and encodes 651 amino acids. The transcript has 7 exons. The record is from RefSeq and is a predicted model, not a curated record. Lineage: Eukaryota; Fungi; Basidiomycota; Agaricomycetes; Boletales; Suillaceae.